Hypoxylon fragiforme is the source of this 456-nucleotide messenger RNA. RefSeq lists its product as uncharacterized. Lineage: Eukaryota; Fungi; Ascomycota; Sordariomycetes; Xylariales; Hypoxylaceae. The coding region runs from base 1 to 456 and encodes 151 amino acids. The transcript is spliced from 2 exons. The record is from RefSeq and is a predicted model, not a curated record.
AUGUGUGGUGAUCACUCGCGACAGUCUAGCGGUGGUGCUCUCGCUGUACUCAGUCCCCCGCUUCGAAGCACUCGGUCAAUGUCGCCGACAAUGGCCGGUCGACUCACAUUUCAUGACUGUGGAAAGGGAGGUUCAACAGCCACUCACGCCACGUUCACACCAGGCGACAACGACGUUAGCAACAGUCUAGUCGACUUAGACUCGUGUGUAGUUGGCAUCCAUGAGACCGGCGACUUGACCACAUCCGCCAUAAUAAGUCCCUUUAUAUAUAAGUUCAGUAUGGCCCAACAAAGUCGGAUCCUGGCAGACAAUCAACAGGAGCGGUCGAUGGAAGUGUCUCUAGCCCACCCAAUGAAGAUCGAGGUUGGUGGUGAAGGGAUAAUUGGUCGAAGAGUCACCCUCUGGUCGCAACAUGAUGCCGAUCCCAUCGCAGAAGGGAUCAUAGGAUACAAUUAA